AUGACGAAAGGCAAUACGAAGGCGCCUCUCCUGCAUUCAGAGCAGCUACUCGACGAAGAUGAAGAGGAAGAGGAAGACAACGGCAUGGAAGAGCUCAUUGCGGGCAUUCUAGAGCACGAGAACCUAGACCUCGAGCCCAGCUCGUGGGAAGAUUCAGACCUAAUUACAUCCUCUAGAUUAGCGAGGAUCAUAAAGAUACAAUUAGAACAUAUGAACGGUGGCGAAGCAUUGUAA
Messenger RNA from Alternaria arbusti, 234 nucleotides. RefSeq lists its product as uncharacterized. The record is from RefSeq and is a predicted model, not a curated record. Bases 1 to 234 code for a protein of 77 amino acids. The transcript has 2 exons. NCBI's taxonomy places the organism in Eukaryota, Fungi, Ascomycota, Dothideomycetes, Pleosporales, Pleosporaceae.